Molecule: messenger RNA, 927 nt
Organism: Drosophila obscura
Lineage: Eukaryota; Metazoa; Arthropoda; Insecta; Diptera; Drosophilidae
Gene: EMC3
Product: ER membrane protein complex subunit 3
Exons: 2
Coding region: 79-822 (247 amino acids)
Biological process (GO): protein folding in endoplasmic reticulum
Cellular component (GO): EMC complex; membrane
Source: RefSeq, a predicted model, not a curated record
GAAUCUGCGGUCACACUGCAACCAUAGCUGAAAAUUAGACCGAAAAAAAUUAAUGAAAUAAAUUAAUCAAUUAAUAUAAUGACGGAGUUGCUCAUUGACCCGGACAUUCGCGUGUGGGUUUUCUUGCCCAUAGUGCUGAUCACCUUUUUGGUGGGCAUAGUGCGGCACUAUGUCUCUAUUCUGAUAUCAACCCAAAAGAAGGCCGAAAUAACCCAAAUUCAGGACAGUCAAGCCAUGAUUCGCGCUCGCCUACUGCGGGAAAAUGGCAAAUACUUGAGCGCCCAGUCCUUCUCCAUGAGGAAAAACUACUUUAACAGCGAGGAAACAGGCUACUUCAAGACCCAGAAGCGCGCACCUGUGGCCCAGAACUCAUCUGCCAUGCUGACUGACAUGGUCAAAGGGAACUUCAUCAAUGUAUUGCCGAUGGUCGUCAUCGGAGGAUGGAUUAACUGGAUGUUCUCCGGUUUCGUGACCACCAAGGUGCCGUUUCCGCUAACCUUGCGUUUCAAGCCAAUGUUACAACGUGGAGUCGAGCUAGCUUCUCUGGAUGCUGCCUGGGUUUCAUCCGCCUCCUGGUACUUCCUCAACGUAUUCGGUCUGCGCUCCAUCUACACGCUAGUCCUGGGCGAGAACAACCACGCCGACCAGACUCAGGCACAGGCCGAUGCAAUGACAGGCGCUGCCAUGACCAUGCCGCAGGACCCCAAGGCAGCCUUCAAAGCGGAAUGGGAGGCGCUAGAGAUCACAGAGUACCACAAUGCCCUGAAAAACAUCGAUGCCGACAUGCUGAACAUCGUUGCCGCCUCAGAUCAAAGUGAAUGAGGACUUUUUCCCAAUUUAGAUGUCUUAGAAAAUUCCUAAUAUAACAAAAAAUAUUUUGUUUAAUUGUAGAGUAGAGUUUGGUUAAAAUAAACCAUUUUAUGUAUC